Molecule: messenger RNA, 3712 nt
Organism: Uranotaenia lowii
Lineage: Eukaryota; Metazoa; Arthropoda; Insecta; Diptera; Culicidae
Product: zinc finger protein 431-like
Exons: 5
Coding region: 598-2721 (707 amino acids)
Biological process (GO): regulation of transcription by RNA polymerase II
Cellular component (GO): nucleus
Molecular function (GO): DNA-binding transcription factor activity, RNA polymerase II-specific; zinc ion binding; RNA polymerase II transcription regulatory region sequence-specific DNA binding
Source: RefSeq, a predicted model, not a curated record
UACUGUGUAGUGCAGGUGAGCCUGGUAGCAUACAGUAACGCGGGGUAAUUACCCUACAAGGAACAAAAACUCCACAUCGUAGUUAAAAAUAGAAAAUUAACGAAAAGUCACCGUAAACAUCCGUUAUUGUCGGAACCGUAUCUCUUUUACAGUUAUUGGAUAGAUUACAAGUAAAUUUAACAUUCUGCAUUAAAAGUUUGCAGAAAUAGUUGACAGUAUUGUUGUAAUAGCCACCGUCCCCACUUACCCCGCGUCCCCACUUACCCCGGUGUACCUUAUGUAUUUUUGAUAAGCAACGAAAAAUACAAACCUAGGUAAUUAAUAUUCUCAUUUAAAUGAGUGCAUUUUUUAUUGAUUUUCCUGAAAAAAAACCUUUUAAUUAGAUGUUUCCAAAUUUCAAAAAAAAAUUCUCGUUCGGGCAAAGCGAGCAACUGUUUCGUGAAAUGUUGCUCGGGAAAAAUGCUAUAAGACCUUUUGAAAUUUUUCGGCCAGAUCAUAAUAAAAGUUCAGUGGGCUGCGGUGUUCAGAUUUCAGAUCGUUAAAAUAAAAUUUUCAAAAUUACCACAUACACCACACAAAACUCACCAAAUUUGUCAAAUGAAUUCCAAAAUUCAAUGGAAAUGUCGAGUGUGUUUUGUAGAUACGCGCGACCUGGAGACGCAAAGCAUAUAUUCAUAUCCGGAUUCGAAUCAAAGCUUGAACUUUCAUAGCAUGCUGGCUACCAUUUGUUCCGAUGUGUUCAAAAGUUCAAAUGACCAGAAUAAUGUUCAGGACCAGGACCAAAUUCUGCAAGAGGCUUUCGGAUUACCUGAAAACCUAUGCAAGGAAUGCUGCAAACGUGUUGAAAACGCAUUUCAAUUGGUGGAGCUUUGUACAGAGACCAAUCUUCGAUUUUGGAGAAUAUUAUUUAAAGAUAAGCAAGAAACAACUACUAUUGCUGGUAGAUAUAAUAAGAAACCUGUUCUGGAGGAAGUUGAAUUACUUAACGAAGCUGAAUGUUCUGGCACAGAGAAUAUUGAUAAAUCAGGUCACGGGAGCUCUGACGAUUUUUUAGAUUCUAAACUUGCAAUUAUUGAAAAAACUCAAAAUGACUCAGAUCUCGAACAAUUCGAUAGAGAUGAAUCAGAAUUAGGAAAAGAACUUCCGCUUCGUGUAACUCGGUCGAGAUGUCCAAAUCUUAAAUGUGACAUAUGUCCGUUCGAAACGAAGCUUCACAAAACAUUGCAGGAUCACAUGAAAGAAUGUCACGGGGCGAAAGUGAUUAACUGUGAGCAAUGUGAUAUGGUUUUCGUAUCAGAGGACAAAUUCGAAGCUCACGUGGAGUCACAUUCCCAAACGAAGGACACCCAGCAAAAUAAAAACUCUUUUGGUGACUCUAGCUCCAAAUUACACCAUGCUGUUAAAGUACAUCGUAAAUCGUCAGCAAUCAAAAAUAAAACAACCGAAAGAACUUGGCCGUGUUUACGGUGUGAUAUUUGUCCAUAUGAAUCUAUGUUCCCUCAAAAAGUACAAGAUCAUAUUAGAUUUCUUCACGCUGAGCAAACGAUAGGAUGUGAUAAAUGUCCGUUGGUUUUCCUGGAACAAAAGAAAAUGGAACAUCAUAAAACCUUGCAUACAUCCGGGCGCUUCUACGAGUGUUAUCUAUGCCCGAAAACAUUUUCUGCGCCGAUUGCAGUGCGAUCUCAUUUGGAAACCACCCAUUCUUUUCCUCGACAAGAAGCAAAAACUGGCAUCAAACAACUCAAACAAUAUGGAAACCUCAAAAUCGAAGAGAUUGCUCGAGCCGCAGCCAACAAUGCUGAAUGGCAAUGGAUAGGAUGCGAUUUUUGUGAUUUCCAAUCAAAAUAUCCCCGAACUAUGCAGACUCAUUUGAAGAAUAAUCACGAUGCAAAUAUCUUGCAGUGCAAUACAUGUGAACUAGUCUUCGCCACCCAAGAGAAACUUGACCGACACAUGGAUCUUCAUGAAAAGGGUACCAUCUACCAGUGUCAUCUAUGCCCUAAAGCAUGGGCCACUAUGGAUUCCCUACGAUAUCACUUGCGCAGAGUACAUUCUAAAAAUAAAUCUUUACACGAAAGAGCAAGAGAGUUUCUUUGCUCCAUCUGUGGUCGGGCUUUUGAAAACGUAAGUUCACUCAAUGUUCAUGCGAUCCGACAUACUGGAGUAAAAUCAUCUUCCUGUCCGCAAUGUCCGUUCAAAACCAUCACUCGAGGAUCGUUGAAGAUGCAUAUGCUAACCCACACCAAAGAACGACGCUUCAAAUGUGAACUGUGCGACAAAGCCUUCACGACCUCAUUUAGCCUGAAAUUGCAUACGCGAACGCACACGGGUGAACGCCCUUAUUCAUGUUCUUCCUGUGAUAAAAGUUUCUAUACAUCAGAUCACCUCAAACGGCAUGUUCGUUCUCACACGGGUGAUAAACCGUUCAAGUGUUUCUUUUGCGAGCGCAAGUUCUCCCAGAGCAACGAUUUGGUCAAACACAGUCGGGUUCAUUUUAACGGGAAUCCUUAUCCAUGCGACCGGUGCGACGAAGCUUUCCGGUUACUGACCGAGCUGAGAAAUCACUACAAGGUACAUUUCUCUACCGACGGUACUCAGGAGCUUGCGGAUGGUGCCGAAGAAGUCAAGUUCAAUAUUGUCAACAUGUUACGAUUGAGGUAUGAGCUAGAGAAGAAGCGGGGCACUCUCCCGGUAAUGGAAAGUCGUAAUGAUGGAGAAUGAUAACCGGAAAUAAAUAAGGUACACCAGGGUAAGUGUGGACGGGUUUUCGUAUAGUUCAACUUUGAAAAAUCAUAAAAAAAUCAGCAGUGGAGCAAUUUUGAUAAAUUGACGAUCAAUGUGAUGCAGAACAUGUUUUUUACAAAAGCUGAAGAGAUGAGCUCGAUAGAAGCAAAGUAAAAAAGUUAUCACGCAAAUCGUUAUGGACGGCUGGUGUCCUCACUUACCCCGCUUUAUGGGGUAAGUGUGGACAGUAGAUUUUCCCUUUGAUUUCUCAGGAAAUUUUCAAAAAAAAUGUGUUUUCUUGGUUGAAUACGUUACUUUAUUGCUCGAACCGUCCAAAAUUUUGAAAAAAGUUCAUGAUACUAUAAUUAUAGUGUGUAAUUUAUGUUACAACACACGAGAUCCGAUUUCAUCAAAAACACAGAACAAAUAAGUACUUUACUCAAAUUUUCAUGAUCCGAAUGCUUAAUAUAGCUAAAUAAUACAACUCAUAAAGGAUGAAGGACAGAAAAUUGAAAAAAUGUGUAAACAUCAAAUCUUUUUAAAGCCGUCCACACUUACCCCAGGUAGGAGUUGGAGACAAAACUUUAAUUUUUUGUAAGUUAACUCUUUUUUCUUCAUUUUUAACCGCCGUUUCUUUUCCUAACUGGUUGUUUGGAAUGUAAGGAUUGUUUCAAUGUAGAGUUUUUCAUCGAGAGCCAGCUAGUUUAGGAGAAAUUUGCAAUUGAAAAAGAUGCACAUCAACUCGACAUCGUAGUUGAAAAUAGAAAAUUCCGAAAAAGUCGCUGUAAACAACCGUUAUUGUCUGAAUCGUAUCUUUUUCACAGUUAUUGGAUAGAUUACAAGUAAAUUGAACAUUCUGCAUCAAAAGUUUGAAAAAAUAGUGCACAGUAUUGUUUUUAUAGCCAUCGUCCACACUUACCCCGCGUCCACACUUACCCCGGUGUACCUUACUUUUUUUUUAACGAUCGUCUACUGAACAUCGAUCAUC